Pocillopora verrucosa is the source of this 1354-nucleotide messenger RNA. Its product is annotated as adenosine receptor A1-like. Gene Ontology annotation, molecular function: G protein-coupled receptor activity. Gene Ontology annotation, cellular component: plasma membrane. NCBI's taxonomy places the organism in Eukaryota, Metazoa, Cnidaria, Anthozoa, Scleractinia, Pocilloporidae. Gene Ontology annotation, biological process: G protein-coupled receptor signaling pathway. The record is from RefSeq and is a predicted model, not a curated record.
CAACUGUUAAAGCAACCAGCGAUCAAGCAACAUUGUAAGUCUCGGUAAUAGUUUCACACGGUUUCUUUUACCUUGGUGAUUUUAGCAGAACUAAAAGAUACCACGGCACUGUUCGUCUACAAAGCGAGGUUCAUCAAAAUGAACAACUCCUCCAUCUCCACUCAGGGAAAUGAGAAAGAACCAAACAUGAAGUUAUCAGAAUUAAUGGCGUGGAGUUCUGCGUAUGGAUUUGUCGAUGUUGUCAUCCUUGUUGGCAAUGUCCUUACCCUCACCGUUUUUUCUACAAACAAGAAGCUUCUUCGCAUGCGUGCAAAUUACUUCCUGAUAAAUCUGGCACUAGCGGAUAUGAUGGUUGGUACGUUCGCUAUACCCAUGUACCUUUACCACUUAAUUGCGGCAUGGGAAAAGGGUCACAGCGUUUGGAUGCAAUAUAGUUACAAGAUUUACAAGGUGGUCGAUGUUUUUGUUGGCUGCGCCUCCAUAUUUACCCUCACUGUUAUAGCCUUGGAGCGAGCAUUCUCAGUUUGUUUGCCUCAUGUUCAUCGUCACGUCAGAAACAACAGCUACUAUGGACUUCUUGGCCUAAUAUGGCUGUUGUCUAUUCUGGUCUCUUGUUUGCGAUUCCUUUUUGAGGAAAAACUCCUCUCACUGCCGUUUUUUUUCUACUUCAUGUUGGUUUCCUUUGCCGUCGCCCUCUCGAUAAUUUGCGUAUCUUAUGUGGUAAUAUGGUUCAAAAUGAAAUUUCGUUUCGCCAGGAGAGACAGCGUACAUAAGCGGUCCGGUGAACAUGACAAACGACUCGCUGUAAUACUGUCUACAGUAACUGUUGUGUUUGUUCUCACCUGGAUGCCAUUUCAAGUCAUAAACAUUGUAGCAUUUUUCUGCAUGUCUUGCCAGAAAAUGCCCAACGAGAUCGCUUACUUUGCAAAGUUUUUGCACUAUGGUAACUCAUGCGUCAAUCCUAUUAUUUACUCAUUCUUGGUACCUGAGUUUAGGAAGACAGUUGUCAAAAUUUGCAGCAAAAUAAGAGCUUAAUUUACAUUGAAAGUUGAAAUGAAUAAUACAUAAAACUUAGUAAUCGCGAAGCAAUUUUUCAAUUUUGCCGAUAUAUAUUUCCAGUUCCUGUCUGAAGAUAAAGGGUAUUGCAGUCUGGUACAUGCAAACUAUUGUAGGGGUGAUAUUUUAGUCAGUGAAACCACCAGUUCUAAACUAGACUCGACUCAUGCUAGUUAGACGAAAAGUAUUGAAUGUCCGUCUAUUAUUUUAACAGCGUGAAUUCCAUCAAUUUUCAUAGCUGGAGAAAAGUUAACAUUAUCGAUAAUGAAAAAAAUCAUAUCAUAAUUUCUUAUGGUAG